Messenger RNA from Cryptococcus deneoformans JEC21, 2281 nucleotides. RefSeq lists its product as hypothetical. Gene Ontology annotation, molecular function: DNA binding. Lineage: Eukaryota; Fungi; Basidiomycota; Tremellomycetes; Tremellales; Cryptococcaceae. The coding region runs from base 50 to 1423 and encodes 457 amino acids. The record is from RefSeq and is a predicted model, not a curated record. The transcript has 5 exons. Gene Ontology annotation, cellular component: RNA polymerase III complex. Gene Ontology annotation, biological process: transcription by RNA polymerase III.
AGCUAAACAAGACUCGCCGCCUCAGACACUCGCCCAAUCCCUUCCAGCAAUGUCCGAUCAGCAUCCUCCCACGCUUGUCUCGGCGGCCAUGCAGACGAACCGCUCAACCACUGUUUCAGAAAGUAGCGCCCCUCCCUCGGCAAGGAGCACACCUGGUCCUUCUGCUGGGCCUAGUGGUGAGGGUGCGCCUGCAGGCGGUAUCCAGAGGAUGAAAUUUAAGCCCAAAGUGCCUAUUAGACGGGUGAAAACGGAAGCUGAAACUCGAACUGAACCUGCCCCUGUAGUUCAGCCACCGGGGAGAGGAGGUAUGAAUGGCCGUGGACGCGGUGGGGGUACCCGAGGUCGAGGUCGAGGAGGGGCAGUCGUUUCAACAUCCAUUGCUGCUGGCGUGUUUGGUGGACCGCGACCUGCUGCGUCCUCUUCAAGACGGUUUACCGCUGCCGCUCCAGCCCCUCGUACUACUGACUACGCCUCUGACGCCGAAAUCUACUCUGAUCAUUCCGAAGAAGAUGGUUUCCCAUCCAUGCGACCCAUCGACAUUGACAUGGUGUCCACCAUGUCUGAAUCGGCACCCACUAGCAUUUAUCGUGAUCGGAAACUUACCCAAGGAAAGGCCAAGGGAGAGAAGAACAAGAAGGAUGUUAAGAGACGAGCAGCAAAGAAGGAUACGGGAAAGCACAGAGAUGAUGGUCGUAAUGGAGUCAAGGAUGAGCCCAUGUCCCCAAGACAGAGGGAGAGAGAUGACGAUGCGAUGAUGUCGGGUGAUGAGGAACAAGAUCGAGACGAGCGAGGACGAAGAGUGCGGAACUUCAUGCAAACAGGCGGGAUCGACGAACCUGAGGUCGAAGAAGUCAAUGCCGCCCAAGCAGUCGACUUGAGCGAGUCAGAGAGUGAGGAUGAGGAAGAGGAUUUAAAGGGCGACUUCAUCUCUGUGGACGGAAAUGACCCCCCAGAGAACAAGCUGUUCAUCUUCCAAUUCCCUCACCUCUUCCCCAAGUUCAACCCCGCCGGUCCUGUAGAUCUUACGAACCCGGAUGGCGACGUCAAGCCUGACAUCAAGCCCACAGCCGCACAGCUAAGGGCAAAGAAGAACGUUGUGGAACCUACGCCGGAGGGUAGGGUUGGUACAAUGGUGGUUAUGAAGUCGGGUAAAGUCAAAAUUGUCAUGGGUAAAGACAUUGUCAUGGAUGUCAAUCCUGGUGUCCCCGCUACCUUUGUGCAACAGCUAGUACACCUCGACGCCAAACAAAAAUCCGCCAUCGUCCUCGGAGAUGUCCACAAAAACUACGUUGUCACUCCCGAUAUCGACCGUUUGCUCCAAGACCUAUACAGUAAUGGUGGCCAGACACCAGGUGAUAGAGAGGUAGAGGCCAGGAUGAAGGCGCUGAGAAUGCGGGGUUUAGUCAAGAUGGAGGAUCACUAAUCGAGCGCCCAAACAUUGAGGCGAGUUCUCAUGGCAUUAUCAGCAUGUAUAUAUGACAAUACAGAGGACAAGGGCAGAGCUAAAAUCCACAGUUAUUGGUACUGGUACUAAACAAACUCGCAGAAUUCUAGACGUUACAUUACUUUUAACUGCAGCUCUGGCAAAACCAUUGCCAACCAUCACCAUCCAUGCUCUUCAACUCCAUCCCGCCUCUCUGUCCUUCUUUGCCACAGAGGAAACACCAUUCCACAUCAACUUCGUCGAUCCCCCGGCUCAAACCAUUGUUGUUCCUGACUCUUCUUCCCAUUAGGGGCCCAGCUCUGAUAGUCAUCGAUCCUUGGGACCCACGAGAAGGCGUCGCAAUUGAAAGCGGUUGUUCUCUCAACUCUCGUUCAAUUUCUCUCAUCUUCCUCUCGAAUUCGAAACUCCCCUGAUGGUUCUCUAGCAGCUCGACUUCUCCAUCGUUUGCGGGAUCAUCGUUUCCAAGAGCAAAAGGUAUCGACACCGGCUUGAUGGUACUACCCUCCAAACUUCUCGCGAGGCUUUUGAGAUCCUUAACACUGCUCGGUGCCCAGUCGCCUAACGAAAACCUUCCGAUUCCGGGCGAGACGGUCUCCAUACCGGCUGAACUGGCUGCAAGGAGAGUGUUUGGCGGUGCAGGGGGAAUAUGAACGAUAGCGCUCGCCGGUGCGCCCAUCCUGGACGUAAGGUUAAAACUCCAUGGAGCUUCGUCGAGACUCUGAUUAUGGGUGUGAUUCUGGCUGAGAGGCGGUGGAAGAGGCAUGUCGGGAAUGUUGGCUGUAGCGGGUACGCCGAUGCUUGAAAGAGGUAGGGGUAGAGCAGGGACUAGAGAUUGAC